This is a messenger RNA of Cryptococcus deneoformans JEC21, 1671 nucleotides long. RefSeq names its product endopeptidase, putative. NCBI's taxonomy places the organism in Eukaryota, Fungi, Basidiomycota, Tremellomycetes, Tremellales, Cryptococcaceae. Gene Ontology annotation, biological process: proteolysis. The transcript is spliced from 10 exons. The record is from RefSeq and is a predicted model, not a curated record. Bases 241 to 1518 code for a protein of 425 amino acids. Gene Ontology annotation, molecular function: aspartic-type endopeptidase activity.
GUAGAAUUGUCACAAUCACUGGCGAUAGCAACAGACAGUGUAACUGGUAUAGAACAAUCGCCUGUUACGAACAAUCUUUCAAGCGUGGCCCAGACAGGUACAGAAGAGACGGACGCCUCAGCUGGAGCAUCCGGAUCUAGCGAUCAAACAGUGACAGCAAGUGCUUCAGUGACCAACAGCGCGACCGCGUUGGCGUUGGAGGAAGCAUCGGAUUCGCAGAGUGCAACUGAUUCAGGCGUAAUGUCCCAAACCUCGGCGUUCGACAGCAGUGUACCCUCAGCCACUGAUCGCGUGUCGAACAUCAACAGCGAUUCCGAAUCAAAUGUUGGAACCUUGGCAGUCGAGUCCUCAACAACCAGCAUAUCAGCAAGUGACAGUUUUAUCGUUUCUACUAGUGGCACACAUGCGUCUAUAUCUUCUUUUGGAGCAUCAAGUCAAAGCGACUCGACUUCUGCCUCAACAACCUUUUCGCAAUCAAAAUGGGCUCAACCUUCCGACUCGUCCGCCAGUUUAACCGGUGUUAUGAGCCAGAACAAUGCCAUUGUAUACACUAUUGAUGUCACAAUAGGAGACGGGGGUACCACACUCCCUGUGCUCGUCGACACAGGGAGUGCUGACAUCUGGAUUGCGGCGAGUAAGUGUGAGAAUUGUAGAGCAGCAAGUAUGGUUGAUAGUGGUCUUAUCCUUCCUGAGGGGUGCAAGGAGGAAGAUAAGGGAUAUGGGAGUGGUUCUGUGAAAGGAUGUCUGGUAAACACAAACAUCACCAUCGGAACUUAUGAGCUGGAGCAAUUCCAUGUUUUGGCUGCAUCUGACUCUCAAGGCUUUGACGGUUCCUACAUGAGUGGUAUUUUUGGCCUUGCCAUGAAUAAAUCUUCCAUCAACAAUCAAGCAACACCCAUGGAUAUUUUAUCGCAAUUGGGGAUGAUCAGCACCCCCGAAGUUGGCUUCUAUCUCACUCGAACAGAGUCAGGGAGUGAGCUAGUGUUUGGCUCACCUCACAACAACCCUCACGCCGAUCAAAGCAAAAAGGUUACUCUGCCCAAAGUCGCCACGGAUGACGGUCUCUAUCGUGUUACCAUGGAUGGUUUUGUUUCUCAUGGCUACAUGGUGCAAAGUUCAAAAGGCAGCGUCAAUAUGGAGAACAUUGAAGUUAUCCUUGAUACUGGGACGUCUGAUAUCCGAGUACCAGAAGACAUGCUUCUCCCCAUAUAUGCUGCUUUGGGGAAUGGUACGUAUUACUCUGACACCCUGACGGGUGACUUGGUGGUCCCAUGUAACAACAACGACGAUGAUGCAGCUUUGGCACUCCAGUUCGAGGGCCAGCAAUUCUCCUUGAGCUGGCAAGAUUUGAUUGCCAAUCCAAGUUCAACGGAUGCGAAUUAUUGUUACUGUCGGAUCCAAGCCUCACCAUCGGAGAUCAGUGACUAUCUAAUUGUUGGAUCCAUAUUCUUCCAUAAUGUCUACCAUGUGAUUAACACGGAUACUGGAAACACGACAUUGUAUGGAUUGGUAGAUUAGACGGAAAGAGUUUUAAAAGUAGCAAGAUUUUCUGUCUGUCGGGCCGCGGGCAAAAAUGUCUGCGGAUGUUGUCAGGGGAAACGUCGCUGGCAAUUUUGUAGCUCGAUUUAUGUUUUGUACUCAUUUCUGUUCGUCCAACGGAUAAUCUAUGCA